This is a messenger RNA of Peromyscus californicus insignis, 2529 nucleotides long. Its product is annotated as syntaxin-18-like. The record is from RefSeq and is a predicted model, not a curated record. The coding region runs from base 1287 to 2048 and encodes 253 amino acids. Lineage: Eukaryota; Metazoa; Chordata; Mammalia; Rodentia; Cricetidae. Gene Ontology annotation, molecular function: SNAP receptor activity. The transcript is spliced from 10 exons. Gene Ontology annotation, biological process: retrograde vesicle-mediated transport, Golgi to endoplasmic reticulum; intracellular protein transport. Gene Ontology annotation, cellular component: membrane; endoplasmic reticulum; SNARE complex.
UGUAGGCAGGACCCCUCCCCUGGGUGGGGACUGUGAACUCUUUGAAAUAGCAAGCCGAGCACCAGCUUUCAUUGCUCUCUGCUUCCUGGUUGUGAAUGCAAUGUGAUCAGUGUGAUCAUCGGAUUCAAGCUUUUGCCGCCUUGGCAUGCCUUCUGCGAUGGAUCAUACCCUGAACGCUGGGCUGAAAAAGCCUUUCACUCUUAAGUUGUUUUUGUCGCAGCAACAGGAAAAGACUAAGAAGGAGCCACCCCAUCAGUGGCACAGUACAAGAAUAACAGAAUGCUUACAUGCCCAGACUAAGCCAAUUUUCCAUAAAAGCCAAAACUAGGAAGAGCAUUGUGCUGAGGCUUGAGUAACAAUGUUGAAUGUAGCUGCAAACAUGAGGACAUUCUGGCAGUUAAAAGAUGCACGAUUCUGAAUGAGGAAGAGAGAAGAGGAGAAAAGGUCAAGAGGUCCAGUUCCAAGCUCCUUUGUUACAAAGACAAUAAAUCCUGGUGUUUCAUCCACAUUAAAAGUUCAAGGCUCCUUGUUAACACUCCCAUUGCCUUGGAAAAGCAUCUGGCCGCUAGAUGGUGAGAUGGAGGUGGUCUGGCUCAGGCCACCCCAGCACUGUAAGAGUCGCCGAAACCCAUCUAAUCUCCAGGCUAGGUUCUGCCCACUGCCUGUUUCAAUACAGGCUCUUACCUAAGGUCAGUUUCAUGUGUGUAAAUGGUUGAGGGUGAGAUAAAAGAAGAUAACUUUUUGCCACAUUUGAAAUGAUGUGAAAUUCCAGUUUCAGUGCUGUUGGGAGAAUGGUACUGUGUAGUAGAAUUUGAAGAUGAUUGUAAUGGGAGGAGGGACAGAGCAAGUUCCCAGGGGCCCCAGACUGCACAGCAGACUGGCAUCUCAGUUCAGCCCACUGCAGCCCCAAGCCUGUCUCUUCCCAGCCACUGUGGUAGCAAAUGCUGGGGCUGAUGACCAGGACCCUGGGGACAUCCUUAGCCCCUUUGAGCAGCACAUAGAACUAUGUCCCUGAGGCUUCUUUACUCUAUAGCAGCCCAGCAUUUUGUAGAAAUUUAGUCUUCUCUGCUAGCCCUUACACUCCAGUUCUAGCCUACCCUGGUCUCCUGCCUUUGAAAGAGCAUGGGCUUUGGGACCAGACAUACUUCUGUCCAGUUUGGCUGAGUAUCAGUCCAUAUGUACAACUCACAUCACUUCUCUGUGCUUUUCUUUCUGAUGCAACAUGAACCAUGGUCUUAUGAGGAUUAAAUGAGGAUUCCUGGCACACAAGAGUCCCUUGCCAUAUCAUGUCUGAAUAUGGGAGGAUGACGGACACAGAGCGAGACCAGAUAGACCAGGAUGCUCAGAUAUUCAUGAAGACCUGUUCAGAGGCAAUUCAGCAACUCCGAACAGAAGCCCACAAGGAGAUACAUUCCCAGCAAGUGAAGGAGCACAGGACCGCAGUUCUGGAUUUCGUUGAAGAUUACUUAAAAAGAGUGUGUAAGCUUUACUCUGAACAAAGAGCCAUCCGAGUUAAGCGUGUGGUGGAUAAGAAGAGACUAUCUAAGCUGGAACCUGAGCCAAAUACAAAGAGGAAAGAACCCCCAUCUGAGAAAGCCUCACAGAAUGCUUCCCAGGACUCGGAAGAAAAGCCUGCCGCCGAGGAGUUGCCAGAAAAGCCUUUGGCCGAAGCACAGCCUGAACUGGGAACCUGGGGCGAUGGCAGGGGUGAAGAUGAGCUGUCUCCAGAAGAGAUACAGAUGUUUGAACAAGAAAAUCAGCGACUCAUUGGUGAAAUGAACAGCUUAUUUGACGAAGUGAGGCAAAUCGAAGGGAAAGUUGUUGAAAUUUCCAGACUCCAAGAGAUAUUUACUGAAAAAGUUUUGCAACAGGAAACUGAAAUUGACAGCAUUCACCAGUUAGUUGUGGGGGCAACUGAAAACAUCAAGGAAGGCAACGAAGACAUACGAGAGGCCAUCAAAAACAACGCCGGCUUCCGAGUGUGGAUCCUCUUCUUCCUCGUGAUGUGUUCCUUCUCCUUGCUCUUCCUUGACUGGUACGACAGCUAGCCCACGAGGGCUACCCCUGUGUCUGUGCUGCUGUCCCAGACACACACACCAUGUGCCAGCAUGUGUCUCUUCUGUUGUGUAGCUGUGUAAGAUCCAAGGGCUGGGGAGACAUGGCCCCCAAGCCAACCUUUGGAACCUGUCAGGACCUGGAAACGUGUGGAUUGAAAGUGCCCUAGGCGGUCUUCGGGGGCAGAGGAUAAAGGGGUGAGGCAGUCAGGAGUGGCACCUCCUGGAGGACCACAAGCAUGGCAGGGCUGAGCAGGACAGGAAUACGGCACUCCUGCUAUCCCCGUUACAAUGCUUGGGGCCUCGUCUCCUGCCCUUCCCACACCAGUAGCUUCAGGGGAGAACAUGCCUAAUGUUUCUAAAGUCAUUGGUUCUUACUUCCUUGUGGCGUCUAAUGUGUGCUGAUAUGUGGCCAUUUUGUCAAAGAAAACAAUUCACAUCUGCCUUGUCAAGCUAAUAAAUGCAAUUAGAGCCA